AUGGCCGCGCCUGUCAACCCCGCUCUUGAAGAGCUCCGUCGUCAACUGUACUCGAGCACGGACGCGUCUGCUCCUUUCACACCGGCCCUCAUUGACUACAUCAUCGCCUCUGCCCAGCGCGGCAUACUUCAUACUCCCCUCGACGGUCACCCGGCGGUUUAUAGUGUAACGCAGGGAUGGUCCGGCGCCCGCGUUGUAAGCCAAGCUGAGGCAGACGCCGAUGUUGCUGGCUUCAGCCGUGCGUCGCGGCGCCUACACUCAACUCCAUGGCAGGCCAUGACAUACGUCGACGUUCACAAUUGGACCGACUUGCCUCGUCGUCUGCGUCGUCACCGCGUCGACUACGCGCAACUCAACGCGGAGCUUGCGGCCACCGCUCAUCGCUUGCGCCUCGCCUCGGACAAGCCCCUGAUUGAACUUCCCGGCCAGGUCGGCGUCCCGGAGCAUACGCUCAAGAUCACUCCGUUGAAGUUCGCUCUCGACGCCCCAAACCCCGUCGCGACGUCGUUCGUGUGUGGCGGCUGCAGGGUGGACCUGGAAUUCACGAUGCCCAUCCCUCGGACGUCGUUUGCCCGUAUUCCCACCGACCCCGAGCUGCGCGGCGACGUGCCAGUAUCUGCAGUUCUCGCCGAAGACACGCUCAAUGCUGGGGUGCAGUACACCAAGAUCAACGAUGGUUUCAUCGUGUUUGUGGAGGUCGGCUCUGACAGCACGCUGCUCCGCGUGCUUCCCAAGUUCUACCUUUACAUAGACGAGCCCGCGCCUCUCCCUCCGCUUACCGGUCACCUACCUCCGCUCUGUGUGCCCAGUGUCUCGUUCGUGGCUUCCCGCGACGAAGAGCACUACUAUUGGGCGGUUCUGCAGGGCCGUCGUGUUGGUCUAUUCUAUGCUACAGUCUCCGAAAUGGACCAGUUGCUCCCGGCUGGCAAGUCCUACGCCAAGGCCAAUCUGACCAUCGAAGAGGCCACCGAAUGGUUCAAGACUUCGCUCCGCAACGGGUUCCCGCUCACCGAGGUCGAUCAAGCUCGACGCCUCGUGGACCAUGUAGCGGCGGCUCUCGACGAAUCGACCGACGCUGGUGCGCAGCCUUUCAGGGCUGCCCUGGCCCAGGUAGAUGGCUCGGCGUAG
Molecule: messenger RNA, 1128 nt
Organism: Peniophora sp. CBMAI 1063
Lineage: Eukaryota; Fungi; Basidiomycota; Agaricomycetes; Russulales; Peniophoraceae
Source: the annotation of a GenBank genome assembly